Messenger RNA from Culex quinquefasciatus (southern house mosquito), 3438 nucleotides. It is a transcript of the gene klu, whose product is annotated as zinc finger protein GLI4. The record is from RefSeq and is a predicted model, not a curated record. Gene Ontology annotation, molecular function: DNA-binding transcription factor activity, RNA polymerase II-specific; RNA polymerase II cis-regulatory region sequence-specific DNA binding. The transcript is spliced from 3 exons. Lineage: Eukaryota; Metazoa; Arthropoda; Insecta; Diptera; Culicidae. Gene Ontology annotation, biological process: regulation of transcription by RNA polymerase II. The coding region runs from base 1607 to 3193 and encodes 528 amino acids.
AGCUUAGUGUCGGUCCGUACUCAGCCGGCUGGAAGCGCCUCUCUGUAUCAGUUUUUAUGUUUCGAUCACACACUCCCUUCAGUUUGUUCCAUCAGUUUUUUGUUCCUUCUUGUGUGUGGGGAUUUCGAGUAGUGUGUUGUUAGUGAAGCCUCCGAUUUGUUGAGUUUGGUUUUUUAGUGAAAAAAAAAAAUCAUUGUUGUUGAGUGUUUUACGUUGUUGCAUUUGUUGGACACCUACGCAGCAGGAUUUUCCCGUGGAACCCACUCACGCCGCAGCACACAACACCUAUUAGGAAAGGACUCCCACCCACGUCCUACGCCAGGAUGUUAUUGGCGGAUUUUGGAACGAAACCCUGCACCGCUAUGAGCUUGUUACGUUUGAAGCUGGAAGGAAAAAUGAAAAAGUGAUGUUUGAAAAAAUACUCAAAAAAGUUAUGUGGAUUUUGUUGAGUGAAAAGCGCAAAUAUAAGUGAAAAGUAAUUGAAAAUACUAAGUUUCAAAAAGUUUGGUUUCAAAUAAAACAAGAAAAACAAAACAAAAAACUUGUGAUAAAUAUUAAAAGUGAGCAGCAAGCCGAAGAGAGAGGAGCGUGCGGGAGAGCGCGGAAAAGUCCGGAAAAGCUCCACGAAUUUCCACGCACCACGCGCGGGAAAAGGCCACGUGAAACCACGCACGAACGCAGUGGCGACGGCAGUCAACAACAUCGCGCGAGCUCAACAUCACACCACGCGCUGCUGGACAAAAGUUUAAAACCCGACUAUUCUUCGCCUCUCCAGUUUACAACUACCGUUUUUUCCUGCAAGUUUUAAGCUAUUCUUAACAAAAAAAAGUAACCAGAGUUAAUACACCUUACAAAGUUGCGUUAAAAAGUCCAGCAAAAACGACAACCAAGAAAAGGGGAAAUCGCCAACAGUUUUUUCGCGCACUCGCGAGUUUCAAGUGCUUUUCUACAAGAUUUAAGCGAUUUUUACACCUCUUUAAUAAACGUCACUUUUUAAAACGAUUUCAAACCGGCCGUUGCUAGUUACAUUAAACAUUAAGCUUCGUAUUACUCAUCGCGCGCAAGGAAUAACCGAUAACAAACCAAUAAAACAAAAGUCAAAAGUUUUCUAUACUAAGAGGAAAUCGAUAAAGUGUCUUAUUUACAACUAGAAGAGUAGUAAAACCAAGAAUUGAAACAGAAAUAAACACAAAAAAAAGUAGGAAGAUUUUACCAAUCGUACACAAGUGAUACAAAAGAGAAGAAAAGUGUCUCCAAGUCAAAAGGAAAACGCAACAUAAAGGAAGUAACAAGUGAUUUAAACAGUGUAAUCUAACACACCACAAGAAAAAAGUAGUCAAGCCAGAGUUGGUAAACUUAUGCAAAACUACAACGGCACACACAUUAGUUUGCAAUAAACUAACUUGUCGCAGCGAGCGGAGAAUUCGUUACUCGUUAAACGCAACGGAAGAAACUGAAAAGAUCAGCUUGACAUCGGCAGCAGCAGCAAAAACGCCAGCCAGCCAUCCAUCCGAGCCGGAAGAUAUAAAUUCAUCUCUUGGCCGUUUUUUUUCGUACAUGAACCACAAUUUUCGGCGAUCCGUCUCGCAACAGAAUCACUGACCUAAUGACGAUGGCGGAUGGUAGCUAUGACCCAAUGGGGCACAUCCAGACGGGUCGGCAGCAUCCUCACUCGCACCAUCCGGCGCACCAUCACCAUGGUACGACCGGUGGUGGCGGCGGUGGAGGUAACACCUUCCACCAGCUCGAAACCCUGCAGCUGCUUCACCAGCGGUACCAGCAGCAACAGCUGGCGGCACUCCAGCAGCAGCAACCGUCCCCGUCCAGCGUAGAGAACAACAACAACCUGCCCUCGACGGCCAACCACAAUCUGUUCCGAUCGGAGCAGAAGAAGCACAAGCGAAAGCGACUGUCAGCGGUCUUGGACAAGCUGCACCACAACGGCGUAAACCACAACAACAACAAUGUCGGCGAGGUCAGCUACAAAAUCAAGCGAUCAGAGUCGCGCUCCAGCGCCGAAGAGUCCGUCGAAGAUGUGUUCCCGUACUCGGCCAGCCCCCGCAUCAGCGUGAGCCCACUCCGGCUCAACGAGUCCGACGAGAACAACAUGAACCAGGUACGAAUCAAACAGGAACCUCAACAGUAUCUGUACAAACAGCUGCAGUACAUGAACCCGCUGGCACUGUUCAACUACUUCCCGCAGCAAACCAAACUCCUGUAUCAGGAGAUUGCUCGGGCGCGGAGCCACUCCGACUCGGAACUCCAGCAACAGCAGCAGCCGCCUCAAUCGAAACCCGAGGAACCCUCCUCCCCUGUCGCCACCCCACAGGAACCUCAAGAUCCGCAGGAAUACCCGCUAGAUCUCUCCAUGAAAUCGUCCCCUUCACCGUUGGCCUGCUCGCCGGCCGGCGGCGCCUCCCAGCUGCUCCACAGCACGCCUAGUCUCGAGUCUGUGAUCAAGCAGGAACCGAAGUUGACCUUCACGCCGCCCCCUGCCCAGCACCAACCCCAACCCCAACCCCAUCAGCUGCCAUCGAUCGUCAAGGGUGACGUCGCGUCAAACAACACCAAAAAGUCCGCCGCCGCGUGCUACAACCUGAACGUGUCGCCCGUCGUCGAGGAGAUGCCGCCCGGGUCGGACGUCGCGUACAUGUGCCCCGUGUGCGGGCAGCUGUUCUCGCUCCAAGAUCGGCUCGCCAAGCACAUGGCGUCGCGCCACAAGAGCCGCUCCAGCUCGACAGACAUCACCAAGUCGUACAUGUGCGACGUGUGCCAGCGGUCGUUCGCGCGGUCCGACAUGCUGACGCGGCACAUGCGCCUCCACACCGGCGUCAAGCCGUACUCGUGCAAGGUGUGCGGCCAGAUCUUCUCCCGCUCGGAUCACUUGUCGACCCACCAGCGGACGCACACCGGCGAGAAGCCGUACAAGUGCCCGCAGUGUCCGUACGCGGCCUGCCGGCGGGACAUGAUCACGCGCCACAUGCGGACGCACACGCGGUACGAGCGCAGUGGCAGCGCCGGCGGCGGCAGCAACUCGCCCGGCUCCAGCAGCCCCGCUUCGAUGGACUCGAAGCCGCUGCUGUUGCCGGUGGUGAGUCUCGCGUCCGGGGCGAGCGCCCGCGCCGUGAAGAAGGAGGCGUACGGCAGCGGCAGUCCGGGCGGUUACGUUAUCGAAACAAAGACUGAAUCCUAGACACACGUAAAAUACGCUCUCGAAUCAGGUUCAUCAGAGUAGUUUGCAGUGUUAGUUCCGGCAUUUUUUCAUUAUUGAUUUCAAUUGUUGUGUUUACCUUAUUUUACAAAAUUUGCCAAUCUCUCUUGUGUUAGUAGCUUUAGAGUGUUUCCUACUUAUUUUUCAUUGAUUCUUAACUGUAAGAAAUUUGAACAAUUCCCGAACUCAUUCCCGUAGAAAUUUUACUAGAAUUAAAUUUCUCCCCC